Molecule: messenger RNA, 1973 nt
Organism: Cryptococcus deneoformans JEC21
Lineage: Eukaryota; Fungi; Basidiomycota; Tremellomycetes; Tremellales; Cryptococcaceae
Product: MFS transporter, putative
Exons: 4
Coding region: 283-1821 (512 amino acids)
Biological process (GO): transmembrane transport
Cellular component (GO): membrane
Molecular function (GO): transmembrane transporter activity
Source: RefSeq, a predicted model, not a curated record
UGAAUCAUGGCCGAUCCCUGUUGCAAUGAUGCUGAACAGAGCAAUAACGCCGCCGUGAUCCGUCCGGCUGGUUGCAUCCAAGGAAGAAACGCAAAGUUCCUUCGUUGAAAAGGUGAGUCUCCGGGGCAGACAACACACUCCUCUCCACGGUUCUCUGCACCCGUGUUUUUGGGACCCCCGAGGUCUCAAACGAUUUUAUAAAACCAGCCACAGGGAAACAACUUGAGCCCCCAUUCCCCUCGAAAAUUCUAGCAACACAUCAAUCAACUUGACAUUCAUUCUAUGAUGUCGCAACUCGACAAUCAUCACAUUGCUCCCACGGCCACUAAUAUCAUCAACCCUCCUGCAGGUGGUCUCGAGUUGAGCCAAAGCCGCGCCGAUUCCAUCAGCAAGGCCUACGCCGAACACACCGAAGACGUCGAGAAAGUCUCAGAGGUCCCCGAUGUCAAUACUAAGGCCGACCAGUUCGGUUCCAAUACCGAAUAUUCAAAAGAGGAAAGAACUUUGCUCCGCAAGCUGGAUUGGCACAUUAUGCCCAUCGUCUUCUGCAUGUACUUCAUGAACAAGCUCGACCAGAAUGCAAUUGCCAACGCUCGACUCAACUCUUUCGAAAAGGACCUCGGCCUCACUGGUAACCAGUUCAACAUCUGUGUCUCCGUUCUCUACGCCGGCUACACCCUGAUCCAGAUUCCCUCAAACAUGUUGAUGGCGACCAAGAAGAUUCGACCCUCUCUCUGGAUGGCCUGCUGGAUGAUGGCAUGGGCGAUUGUCUCUGCAUCUACCGCUGCCGUUCAAAACUUCUCGGGUGCUUUCGCCGUUCGAUUCCUGCUCGGUUUCGCCGAAGCUCCUUUCUACCCCGGUGCCAUCUACAUGCUUUCGUUGUUCUACACCCGUAGGGAGAUUGCCACUCGUAUUUCUAUCCUUUACAGUGCCAACAUUAUCGCAACUGCUUGCGCCGGCUUGAUCAGUGCUGCGACUUUCGCAACUCUCGAAGGUGUCCACGGACUGGCGGGCUGGAGAUGGCUCUUCAUCAUCCUGGGUGUUGUCACGUUCGGUAUUUCCAUCGUUGCGAUCUGGCUCCUUCCGGAUCACCCGCUCACGACUCGCUGGCUCUCACCCGAGGAGCGAGAACUCGCUCAUUCCCGAAUGGAGCGAGACACCGUCGGCCUCGAGGAGAGCAGGGGCACGCUUAUCGGACUCAAGCAGGCCGCCGCUGACCCCAAGCUCUGGUUACUUACUCUGCUCCAGACCUUGCACCUUGCAGCCUGCGGUUUCAACUCGUUCUUCCCUACCGUCGUCAAGACCCUCGGCUACAGCACCACCAUUACCCUUGUCAUCACUUGCCCGCCGUAUCUUGUUGCCGGCGGCUUCAGUAUCGCCCUCGCUUGGUCUUCCGGUCGACGAAACGAGAGGUCGAUACACAUUACUUUCGGCAUGGUUGUCGCCCUCGUCGGUUUCAUCAUGGCCGCUUCUUCCCUCAACACUGCUGUCCGAUUCAUCUCUCUGUUCUUCUUUGCCACCGGUGCUUACUCGGCCAACUCGAUCAUCAUCGGAUGGGUCGCUGCCACCUGCGGUCAGACGCCAGAGAAAAAGGCCGGUGCUCUUUCGAUUAUGAACUGCAUCGCAAUGGCUUCUUUCAUCUACACACCAUAUCUUUACCCUGCAUCCGACAGCCCCCGAUACCUCAUGGCCAUGUCUGCCAAUGCCGCUUUCGUGACGGGUGUCAUUAUCUGCACUUGGACCAUGCGAUUAUGGCUCCAGCAAGUCAACAAGAAGCUCAGGAGCGGAGAUGCAACCGCCCGUCUGUUGUACGCAUACUAAGGGUUUUUUAGCGUCUGUUGUACGCCUACUAAGAAUUGUUUACCGUUUGUUGUACGUCUACUAAGGGUUUUAAGUUAUAGGGAGAAUAUAGCAAGGUUCCUAACCGUUGAUAGCCGUGUAGUGAGUCAUGUUAGGAUGCAUCAUAUUUCCGG